CAUAACACAAUGCGCCUACCGACACCUUCUGCUACGGUGCUGGCCACCAUCACUGCCCUCUUCACGCUAAGCAGCGCCCACAGCGACACCCAGCACGGUCAAUAUGUACUGACGGACGACCUCUCGUAUAAAAACUUUUUCGGCAGCUUUGACUUUUUCUCUGGCCCGGAUCCUACAAAGGGUUUUGUGCUAUACCAGAACCUGACAUCUGCUAUCUCGCAAAAGCUUAUCGGCUACCUCCAGGACACACAGUCCGUUUUCCUUGGUGUCGACUCCACCAACAAAGACCCCAAUGGCCGCGCGAGUGUGCGCCUAGAGAGCAAGCAGGCUUGGAAUCAGGGGUUGUUAGUCGCGGACAUCCGACACAUGCCUUCGCCAGUGUGUGGGUCGUGGCCAGCAUUUUGGCUUCUCGGUUUUGACAAAGACACCGGAAAGUCGGCCUGGCCGUUGGCUGGCGAAGUCGAUAUUAUGGAAGGGGUUAACGACUAUGAGCAUAAUGCGGUUACACUACAUACCUCAAAAGGCUGUAUCGUUGACAAUAGCACACUCCAUGCCGCCGGUCACGGUGAGACGCCGUUUACUGGCCUUCUAGCUACGGAUGACUGCGACGUUGCCGCACCAGGCCAAGGAAAGAAUGUUGGAUGUUCAAUAAAAGCGCCAAAAACCAUAACCGGCAUCCAGACCGGCUCAGGCGCGGGUAGUAAGGAGACCAUCCUUCCAUCCUAUGGCACCGAGUUCAACAAAGUGGGCGGUGGAAUCUACGCCAUGGAGUGGACCUCUUCAGCUAUCAGUGUAUGGUUCUUUCCUCGCAACUCCUCUGCUUACACUACGCACUUUGGCAAUACUACAACCGCCUCAACUCUUGAUCCCUCUACUUGGGGUGUUCCAGUUGCACGAUUCUCCGGCAGCGGUUGCAACAUCACUGAACGCUUCCAGAACCUCAAAAUCAUCUUCAACACUAGCUACUGCGGCGAGUGGGCCGGCAAGGAGUGGGAUAAGUCCUGCGCAGCGAAGACUGGCGUCGACACAUGCGAAGCUUACGUCCGGGAUAACCCAGAGGCUUUUAAGGAGGUAUAUUGGGAAAUUGCUGGAUUGAAGUGGUUCCAGCGAACUACUGAGCCAGAGCAAGAACCAUCAUCUAUCAAGGCUAAGGGUCGCCAGUACCGCUGGUAAAGUAACGUUAUUAGGUUAGGGCUUGGGCUGGACCCGAGAAACUGUAGGU
Molecule: messenger RNA, 1222 nt
Organism: Cucurbitaria berberidis CBS 394.84
Lineage: Eukaryota; Fungi; Ascomycota; Dothideomycetes; Pleosporales; Cucurbitariaceae
Product: glycoside hydrolase family 16 protein
Exons: 1
Coding region: 10-1173 (387 amino acids)
Biological process (GO): glucan catabolic process
Molecular function (GO): hydrolase activity, hydrolyzing O-glycosyl compounds
Source: RefSeq, a predicted model, not a curated record